AUGCUCCAGCUGAGCAAGAACCUUGCUCUCACCAACCUGAUAGAGGAGAUCGUGACGGAGAUUGAGCUAGAGCUCUUUGAGUAUCAGGGUCAGAGGGUCAAGGCCCUCAAAGCUUCCUAUGCAGCUGCCAACUCGAUCGUCGUGUGUGGGUUCGGGUUCGUUGCAUUACUCGCGUUCCAGGCGUCGUGCAUUCUUCUUGAGAGGCAUUCUAGUCUCCUCAAAGAUAGCCUGCGAUGCUUCACCUACGGUAUGCCGGUGAUGUGCAGCAAGGACCCUGACGAGAGAAUGAGUUUCCUGGAGGCUAUAGCGCCUUCUCUGAGAAAUGUUCCGCAUCUACGCAAAGAUCUGCCAUGUCCUCACUUCCUGCAUGUCGUUCGGAAUGAAGACGUUGUUCCGGCUCUCUCGCUCAUCAAGGCCAAGUAUCGGUCCAUGUUGAUCGACCGUCUCAAGGCAUCUUUGAAUGAUCAGCUCCAUCCCUACACCCUACAUCCUUUCUCAAAGGAGCUGGUUCAAUCUUUGGGGUCUAUGUCCGAUCAACAGGCGGACGUAGUGGCUUCUCGCGCGACCAGGGCGAAGUUUGCAAACAGAACCCCAUCGACUUCCGUCAUGGCAGGCGAAGAAUCUCUGGAGAUGGAUAUUGGCGGCGAUACAGCAGACUCCGAGGAUUCAUCGAGGUCUUCUUCGACGAGCCAGUCAGCCAAGAGCACGAGUCACCAAGAUCUUCUUCAUCGCGUCAAGGAUCAAGUGGCCCAGGUUUCACUGCAUGAAGGUUGCGCGUUGGGGAAGUAUUGGAUCUUCUCCGAUUCGAUCUCGAGCUCCUCCAGCCAGCUGGCACAGGAUGCAACAUGCUCGUCAAGCGUGCAGAAGAAUCAUGAAGCCUUGCGGAUCUUUCGGCAGACAGACAUAGAUGCCGUCCGUCGAUGGGUUGUGCAGUUCCCAUAUUUCAAGCACGCGAGGGAGAAUGUUACAGUGCUGCAUACUGAAGCGCAAGAAUCGUACCAAAUAUUCAAGGAAAUCUUUUCAGAGAAAGAGGCAAUUGAAUCAGUUUUGUUCCGGUUCAUGUUCGUAAUUGAUCUGGCAGAAUCUGCACAUGGAAUCAAUCUCAAGUAUCUUCUGUCAAAAUCACAUCGGCAUGUAUCUGAAUUCGAUCUGGGAAUGGAUCAAUACCUCCCAGUGGCAGAAAGCAAGAUUGAAGGAAAUUACGGUAAUGGGCCAAACACCAGGACCUUGUACUCGGAGAGGUCUCUUGCAUGUCAAGUUCUUGCACACGACGCGAGGUGUUUGUGCUUGAAGGAGUUCAAUAAGACCUACUUGAGUUUGUCUAUACGAGGUCACAACAUGGGCUACGUCGAGGCGAUCCAGCUAAUCGUGGAUGGGCAUGGAGAUCCUGCAGAAGGGAAGAGAGGAGAGAGCAAGAGCCGAGGACAGUGGUGGACGUGGAUGGAAAUAGAUCCCAAGAGCUGGGACAGUCAUUGCAUCAGUGCAAGGUGCAGCGGUGUGUUCGGCAGGGUAGUAGGGCGGGUCAGAGCUCGUCUGAUUGGAACAUGCACGCGGGAGGUGGAGGUUGUUUGCGAGGCGCACGACGUCGAGCAGUUCAAGGGUCUUCCCCCUCCCUUUGAGAAGAUCCAAGACGAGAGUGUCAAAAGCGUCUUGACCAGCGCCUGGCAGCGGCAGGAGAUCUUGGGCUCGUCCAAGUCAUACCGCCGUUACCACCAGCGCUGCUCCGACGAGUCGAUCUUCUUGUUGAGCCAGCCGCAGGAGAACGAGAACAAAGUUCGGUUUUGCCGCUGCUCCUUCUUUGACAGGUCGGAGGUCCUUCAGGCCUUCAAAGGGAAGUCAACGGCCCACCUCCUCAGCCUCCUCGUCAGCGAGGCACAAAACCUCGAGGAGAAGACUCGCAGUCAGUUCCGAGACUUCAUGCAGACAUUGAGCCUUGGCGGGGUGGACCCGCACCCGAGCUCGGGUAGGAAGGAGGAGGAGGAGGCCAACACUGUCGGUCUGCAAGGCAUCCAGGCAGACUUCAAGGAGCAGGCAGACUUCAUCGAGGAGUUCUUGAACCGUCCUCUCUCGCUCUCGAUGGACCGGAGCCCGAGGUUCCGUCAGGUCAUGGGGCUGACCCUCGCCAUCACCGCCGGCGCGACGAUCAUGGCAGGGACUUGUCUCCUCGCUCCUUACGCCGCUGCCACCAUGAUGCCGACAAUCGCCUCCUACGUGACUCCCUCACACGCAGUCGCUGGCAUGUUUGCGACUUCCAUGGUGGGAACCCACAUGCAGGCCCGCUGCACCAUCGACGGGGUGUACGAGGAGAAACUUCUGCACCUUGCAGAGGCGAUCAAGAUUGACACUAAGAAGAUCAGCAGCCUCGCCUUUUACCUCGAGGAGGCCAUCGCCUGCAGGAUCCUCGAUCAUCUCGUCUCCCACCUGGGAACAGACUCCCGCGAAGAGCUGCAGGUGAGGAGCUGCUCGGGAGGUCGAGGGUUGACACGUGCCCAGGACGUCUUGAUGCAUCCUUCCGUGUUCGUGCAGGAGCUGUCCAAGUCAGACUCGUGGCAGAGACUGGUGGACGAGGAGCACUACUUUGAGUACCUCGAUGCCAUGGACAAGAAGAUCGUCCUCAACUACUUGUGGGUGGUUGUCAUCAUCUUCCUCCUACGUUCCCAGAGCUCCAAACUACUUCCUGUCGCCAUUUGGUCCUCGGACGAGACCAUCACCCGCGACAUCUUGGAGCAGACGUUCGGCAUCGUUCCACCUGAGGAGAGGACGGAGGAAGGAAAGGUCAAGGACCGCAGCGAAGCAUCGCGUACCCUCCUGCUUGCUGACGUCAACAACUCGCUAGCAAUCCACUGCUUCUCUCCUCAUGCGGAGGCUGGAGGAUCCGGCGAGAAGUCGGUGGACCAGGUGCUGGGGACCGCGCAGAGUUUCUUCCUGGACAAGGGGAUCUUUCACGUGUUUGUGCUGGGCUGGUCGCAGAGUUGUCACCCGUGCAACUUGAUCCUCCUCUCCAGGGCCCUCGCAGCUCGUGCCAAGAGCGGAGGAUCAUGUCCCGGGCUCAAAGUUCUCUUCACCGCUGUGCCUGAAGGUGACGGGAGUGCCGUUGAGUGGAUCUUGUCGAGGAUCAACACGAGCCUUGACGUCACCCGCUGGAGGAGUUUCGUCGCGGUUGCUCGCCGCCACCUCAGGCUUAGCCGCUCUUCCUUCAUCGAUCUGGACAGUCUCAAGGGGAUCCGCGAGGAAGCGCUGCAGGAGCAGGACCUGAGAGACUGUGAGGCUCCGGACGACGAUGAGCUCAUGCUCCUUGUGUCGGCGGACGCGUUCCAGGACGACUGGCUGUCGAAGCCUCCUCUGACGCUCUCUGUCAACGACGUCCUGCUCUGCUCCUCUACCAGGCCGAAAGCAGCGAUGAGCGAGCGACCAAAUGUCUCCCCCGCCUACCGCCUGAUCUCCGACGUUCGUCUUCGUGCCGCUGGUCAUGCAGCUGAACGCAGAGAAGCAUCGUCGGUGUCCAUGGACGAUGUCAUGAGAGAGCUCAAGAGCAGCAUGACUGAGACGCUCAUUCGCAAUCUUAUCCGGAAGGAGAAAGGCAAGCAGGAGCACGGGGAGCAGGGGCAGCAGGAAGAGCAGGGGGAUCAGAGCUGCUCUGUGGACGACCAUUCUACGUCUCAGCUCUGCAGAAUGUUCUGGCCGGAGGAUCUUCACAUGAAAGUCUCGAUGUUGCAAGCGUGUGCGAGGAGGAGCGUUCAGAUACGCCUCCCCGUCGUCGAGGUCUACCAGCCGCGCGAGCAGGUCUGGAGGUACUCGAGGCGCAAGAGGAGGCCGGGGAUGGUGCAGUACUGGCCGCGAGAGGGCCAGGAUAGCCCUCUUGCCUCCAUCUCAUGCCGGAGCUGCGAUGAUAGUGAUGGUGACAAGUACCCGAACCUUGUCGGGCGUCAGACGUCAAGUCUGCGAGACAUCAUAGCAGUCCGAUCAGCGUACAGCCUUCGCCUCCGCCAACUGAUCAAGUUCUACCUGGCGCACAUGGAGCGCGUUCAAGUCCUGCACAAGUUCCGAUCGAAACUCGUCGGAGCCUUCUGUGCCGCCCGUUGUAGGCGCGGGCAGCUCAGGGAAGUCGAGGAGACUCUCGUCAUCCUCUUCGGGGGCCUCGAGGAGGAGCGCGAUGAUCGCAGCCGCGGGGCCGACAGCUUCCUCCGCUCCGACGCUGAAGAGAGCUUCGGGUUGCGGUCCUUGCUCACCUCGUCCUUCGGUCACUUCCCUCUGGACGUGAAGCUCCUCACGGACUGCUAUGAAGUCCAUCUCAACCAGUUCUUCAUGCUCCUGGCUGAUGACAUCUGCCAGCUACAGCUCUUCUCCUCCGAGGUCGCCGACUCCCUGCUGGAUCAGCUUGCUGAGGCUGGGAGCGGCUGCUCCCCUCCCCUCAGUCAGGUCAUCGAAUCUUGCGGGGGCAAGGAGGAGCUUUGCAGCUGCUUGUCCUCCUCAUUGCCUCCUGCUCUCCACCUGAGGACCUUGAUGCAGUUCCUGCACGAAGUUUCACCGCGUUUCCAUCCUGACUUCCAGCCGAUCCGCUCGGCACUGCAGCAGAUCGACUCAACCUUCGCCAUCACCCAGCUUCCCACAGAGUUCUCGCAAGGGAGGAUGCAUGACCGGUCCAUCCUGGGAAAUUUUGCAUCUUUCUACGAGGAGUUCGAGGAGGUCCUCAGCCCUCAGUCGCGGUCCAUCCCGCGAGGAGCGAAGUUUGAUGCUGCCCUCCGAGCCGUUGAGGACGUUGUGAACAGGAUCGAGUCGUUCCGCAGGAACUGCGUGCUCGAGCUCAUGAGCGCGCGGGUCUGGCAAGAGGGCGGUCAGGGUGGCAGCAGCAGGGCAAGGGCGAUGGACGUGUUCCUGUUCCGCGGGAAGGUCGAGUCAGACGUGAUUGAGCAGUCAGUGAACUCGCUUAUCCUCACUCGGCUGUGGCCCAUGAUGGAGCACCUGUUUGCCUCGAUUGAGAGCGAGAAAGAAAUGCAGCUCACCAUCGGCCUGCCAGCGUUCGGUUGGGACGCGGCAGGGAGGCGGAAGCUGCUGCAGUUCCUGGAGAUUCCUGAGUGGGCGAUGGAGGAGAAGGACGAGUCCGAACCGAAGUUUUACGAGGGAGCAGCAGAAAGUCUGGUGGAGAUGGAGAUGCAAAAAACUCCCGAAGGAAAGGCAAAACAGAUUGUCAUAGCAUGCCAGAGAAUUCUGCGUGUCUUGAAGGCAGCGGCACCCAAGGACAAGGAUGUGGCAAAGCAUGACAGGCUGCAGGAAGAGCAAGAAGAGCAGGAGGAGCAGGAGGAACAGGAUGAACAGGAGGGGAGCAGUGACGAUAGCGAGGAGCAUCUAGGGCUCGUAGAGCUGCAGCAGGUGGCUGGAGGUCUGUACAGGGACAAGCCAAGUCUUCUGGGAAGGAGCCUCGUCUAUGUGCUUCUCCGGCUCGCCCACGAGAAGCGCUGCUGCUCCUUCCGCAGGACAGCGCUCUACAUCCGAUACCUCCACGUCCCUCCUGUCAGGAUCGGAAUCGCCACUGAGAGGACCAACUUCCGCCCGGGGGGUGUGGAAGGAAUUUUUAUCAGCGAGUUCGAAGAGGCGGUCGAGUGGGUCGGCGAUCAGAUCCGAAAGUCUCUCUGUCCUCGCGUCAACAACCCCAACCAGCCGCUCUCUGGCGCCGACGCCAACGCUUACACGGCGCUGCUGGAGGCGGUGAAGGGGAGCAACUGGGGAAGUUUGCGGCGGCUGGUGGAAGGGAUCGGCCUGAAACCAUGGCAAGCGAUCGAGGGAGGGAGGUCGGCGCUCGAGGAGGCGAUCAAUACAGGUGACGAGGGCGUCCUGCUCUUCCUGCUCUACCGCUCGGCCCUCCAGUACCCGCUGGACUUCAGCCCUGCAGACAACUCCUUCUGCCAGGAGAUCUCGAAGUUGCUGCUGACGGCGACCGGGAAGGAGCAGAGAGCCCAGCUGGACUACACGUUCAGGACGAUGGUGAUGCUGAGGAGUCAGCAGACGUACGUUAGGAGGCUGGAGGAGCUUCUGGGGAGCGUCGGAGAGCGGGAGGACUGGGAGGACGAGCAGGAGCAGGGGAGCUGGUCCGCGUGCUUCGGGGACCUCGAUGUGAACCUGCGGUGCGCGAGGGCGGUGGAGGCGGAGGUGAGGAGGUGGGUAGAGACCUGCGUGCAAGACUGCUCGCGGCUGUCGGGGAUCAAGAAGCAGCUGCUGGGGAGGUCCAGCGCCAUUCUCUACGCCAUCAAGUCCGUGCAGCAUCAGUUCGACCGGGUGGAGAAGCACGCGAGGCCCAACCUGCUCAAUGUGUCCGGCAGGUUUGCCAAGUUCGUGGAGGAGGUGGAGGAGAGGAUGGGGAGCAAGGUCGGGCUCUCGGGGCAACGGCUGGUUGACCUCUUGGCAUGGCCGCUGCAGCGGUCGAUGCGCUACCUCCUCCUCCUCCGCGACCUCGCAGAGGCAGCCGUCGGCUCUCACGAUCCUCACCAGACGUUCUCGUCCUCAUCCAUCACCCCAAAGCUGAUCUUCGACGUUCUGUUCCGAGAGCAGCAGGACGGGGCCAUCCAGAGGCAGCAAGCGCAGGAGAUCGUGAACGAGCUGCGCAGGAUGCAGGAGGAAGGGAGCUGCAGCAUGGUCGACGACCUCCCGGACGUGAUCGAGGUUUACUUCCGCGUGAAGGACGAGACAAGAAUGUUGAACCAGAAGGUGAUGGAGAGGGAGCAGGCGCAUGUGUCCUCGGAGAAGGCCAAGUUCUUCCUGGAGGGGAUGGUAGGAGCUGAGAGCGUCCUCCGCCGACACUGCGAGUUUGUUUCUCACACCACCGCCGUCUGCGUCCUCCCCGGAAAGCCAUCCCCCUUUGUGUACAACCUCCUCCUCCUCCGCGGCGGCAGAAGGGAGCUUCUCUUCUACCUCGACUCCGUCUCCUUGGCAGGCAGCCGAUUGCGCUCCUGCCAUCUCCGCGUGGAUCUCGCCAAUAUCGUUGCUCUCUCCGACCCGGCAAGACCCUCCUUAGCUCCCCUUCGACCUUUCCCCUCUCCGCUCCCCAGCCACAUCCCACCUAGCAGCCUCCCCGUCUCCUCCUCCUCUUCCUCCUCCUUGCUCAUCGUCCUCUCCUGCCUCCUCUACUCCCUAGCCGCCUUCCACCUCCUCUUCCUCUACUCUCUUGCCUCUUUCUUUUCCCCCUCUUGUACGAGGAGAAGCUACAAGCUCAAAUUCUUCUCCCGUGACCCGGAGGAGGCGCAGGAGCAGCAGGGCGGAUGGCUUUCUUGGUUUGGAGGUCCAGUCCUUGACGAGAGCAGCUUGCAUCAGUUCGUGGAGGCGAUUCGCUUGCAGAUGCGGGAGGAGGUAAGAGGAGGCGAAGCGACAGAGCCUGAGCGGGGAAGGGAGGAGGAGGAUAAUUGA
Messenger RNA from Guillardia theta CCMP2712, 7398 nucleotides. RefSeq lists its product as hypothetical. The coding region runs from base 1 to 7398 and encodes 2465 amino acids. Gene Ontology annotation, molecular function: guanyl-nucleotide exchange factor activity. The record is from RefSeq and is a predicted model, not a curated record. The transcript has 23 exons. NCBI's taxonomy places the organism in Eukaryota, Cryptophyceae, Pyrenomonadales, Geminigeraceae.